CGGGCCCUGGCCUGGCACAGACACACACACUCUCAGUAGACACCCUCACUCCUCUCCCUCUCACACGCUCUCCAACCAAGGAGGCCAGACAGAGAGACGUGGUCAUUCUCUGAAAGGUUCAACUCGAGAGAGACAACAUGCAGUGGGCUUCCCUCCUGCUGCUGGCAGGGCUCUGCUCCCUUUCCCGGGCCCAAUAUGAGGAAGACUCCCACUGGUGGUUCCACUACCUCCGCAGCAACCAGCAGUCCACCUACUACGACCCCUAUGACCCUUACCCUUAUGAGCCCUAUGACCCUUACCCCUAUGGGGGAGAGGAAGGUCCAGCCUAUGCCUACGGCUCUCCACCCCCACCAGAGCCCCGCGACUGCCCCCAGGAGUGCGACUGCCCCCCCAACUUCCCCACAGCCAUGUACUGUGACAACCGCAACCUCAAGUACCUACCCUUCGUCCCCUCCCGCAUGAAAUACGUCUACUUCCAGAACAAUCAGAUCUCUUCCAUCCAGGAGGGCGUUUUUGACAACGCCACUGGGCUGCUCUGGAUUGCUCUCCAUGGCAACCAGAUCACCAGUGAUAAGGUGGGCAAGAAGGUCUUCUCCAAGCUGAGGCACCUGGAGAGGCUGUACAUGGACCACAACAACCUGACCCGGAUGCCUGGCCCACUGCCUCGAUCCCUGAGGGAGCUCCAUCUCGAGCACAACCAGAUCUCGAGGGUCCCCAACAACGCGCUGGAGGGGCUGGAGAACCUCACGGCCUUGUACCUCCAACACAACGAGAUCCAGGAAGUGGGCAGUUCGGUGAAAGGCCUCCGGUCACUGAUCUUGCUGGACCUGAGUUACAACCACCUUCGGAAGGUGCCUGAUGGACUGCCCUCAGCCCUUGAGCAGCUGUACCUAGAGCACAACAAUGUCUACUCGGUCCCCGACAGCUACUUCCGGGGGUCGCCCAAGCUGCUGUAUGUGCGGCUGUCCCACAACAGUCUCACCAACAGUGGCCUGGCCUCUAACACCUUCAAUUCCAGCAGCCUCCUUGAGCUCGAUCUCUCCUACAACCAGCUGCAGAAGAUCCCCCCAGUGAACACCAACCUGGAGAACCUUUACCUCCAAGGCAAUAGGAUCAAUGAGUUCUCCAUCAGCAGCUUCUGCACCGUGGUGGACGUCAUGAAUUUCUCCAAGCUGCAGGUGCUGCGCCUGGACGGGAACGAGAUCAAGCGCAGCGCCAUGCCGCCCGACGCACCCCUCUGCCUGCGCGUCGCCAGCCUCAUCGAGAUCUGAGUGGCCCACGCACUGGGCGCGGGGCCAGAGCCCCCGUGCCCCUCUGCAUUUGGCUUGAUGGUUUGGUUUGGCUUUUGCUGUAAGGUCUGGGACAGACCAUGUGACAGAAGUCCAUGGGCUCCCUCUACAGUUUUCUACCCUGUAGGCAAGUUCAGGUGGAAUCAGGGGACAGGCAGCCUUCUUCUGAGGGACAUGAAACUCUCCUUUCCAGGACAGAAGUGGUGGCAGACUUCUUCAGGGACUUCUGUCCCUGAAGUCCCAACCCCAGAAAUCUCAUUACCCGUUCUUCACAACGAUCUGGUGCCGUGAACCCUAAAAUUUGCUUGAGCAAUAGUACAUAACCUUACUUUUUAAACCAUCACUGAUUCUGUCUGUGAGCAGCGCUUGACAGCUCUGCCAUGUGCUGGGCUAGGUGUGCAGUUACUCUGGGCUCCCACUCGCUGCUUCUCAAUAUAUACCUCUUUGGCCAACUGCCUCCUCUUAAGUCCACCUCAUCCACUCAACAUGGCCCCACAGACACGUCUUCUCUGCCUUGGGCAGAGGCAGGAGACCCCAAGGCAUGUGCUCAUCUGCCCAGUGCCUGUGCAGAGAACUCACACUCGCAUCUGAGGUUGGAAGGACACCAAGAGUCACCUCUACACCAGAGGUCACCAGUAUGAUGACCAUGUUCUUGGCUUGAUGUGGGAGGAGAAAAGCAAC
Messenger RNA from Orcinus orca (killer whale), 1970 nucleotides. It is a transcript of the gene FMOD, whose product is annotated as fibromodulin. The coding region runs from base 138 to 1271 and encodes 377 amino acids. The record is from RefSeq and is a predicted model, not a curated record. Gene Ontology annotation, molecular function: protein binding. The transcript is spliced from 3 exons. Lineage: Eukaryota; Metazoa; Chordata; Mammalia; Artiodactyla; Delphinidae.